Marmota monax (woodchuck) is the source of this 3294-nucleotide messenger RNA. It is a transcript of the gene Tmem43, whose product is annotated as transmembrane protein 43. Gene Ontology annotation, biological process: nuclear membrane organization. The coding region runs from base 187 to 1389 and encodes 400 amino acids. Gene Ontology annotation, cellular component: nuclear inner membrane. The record is from RefSeq and is a predicted model, not a curated record. The transcript is spliced from 12 exons. NCBI's taxonomy places the organism in Eukaryota, Metazoa, Chordata, Mammalia, Rodentia, Sciuridae.
GCGCAAGCGCAGGAAAGUUGGGUCCCCGCGGGGCGGUAACUCCGUAGCAAGUUCAUCCUGAUCUGGGACUCUGCGCGGGUGUCUUUUUUUGCAGCUCUAGGACAGGCGGGAGGCCACCAGAUCCCGCGCUCCGGUGGUCAUUCCAGCUGGGCAGAGCGAGGCGGCGGCGGAGAGCCGGGUCCCACCAUGGCCGCGAAUUACUCCAACACAGGCAGCAGAAGGGAACAUGUCAAGAUCACCUCUGACCCCCAGCCAGGCUUCCUGGAGCGGCUGAGCGAGACUUCGGGGGGAAUGUUCGUGGGGCUCAUGACCUUCCUCCUGUCCUUCUACUUAAUUUUCACCAAUGAGGGCCGGGCGCUGAAGACAGCUACCUCGCUGGCGGAGGGGCUCUCCCUUGUGGUGUCCCCCGAGAGCAUCCACGUGGUGGCCCCAGAGAACGAGGGGAGGCUGGUGCACAUUGUGGGGGCCCUGCGCACAUCCAAGCUCUUGUCUGAUCCAAACUACGGAGUCCACCUUCCGGCCGUGAAACUGCGCAGACACGUGGAGAUGUACCAGUGGGUGGAGACGGAGGAGUCCAGGGAGUACACGGAGGACGGGCAGACGAAGACGGAGACGAGGUACUCCUACAACACCGAGUGGCGGUCAGAAGUCGUCAGCAGCAGAAACUUUGACCGAGAGAUCGGCCACAAGAACCCCAGCGCGAUGGCAGUGGAGUCGUUCACGGCGACGGCCCCUUUUGUCCAGAUCGGCAGGUUCUUCCUCUCGGCAGGCCUCAUCGACAAGAUCGACAACUUCAAGCCCCUGAGCCUGGCCAAGCUGGAGGACCCCCACGUGGACAUCGUUCGCCGGGGCGACUUUUUCUACCACAGUGAAAACCCCAAGUACCCGGAGGUUGGAGACCUACGCGUCUUCUUUUCCUACGCGGGACUGAGCAGCGAUGACCCUGACCUGGGCCCGGCUCACGUGGUCACUGUGAUCGCCAGGCAGCGAGGUGACCAGCUCGUCCCGUACUCCACCAAGUCGGGGGACACCUUGCUGCUGCUGCAUCAUGGAGACUUCUCGGCAGAGGAGGCCUUCCGUAGAGAGCAGAAGAGCAACUCCAUGAGGACGUGGGGGCUGCGGGCGGCCGGCUGGAUGGCCAUGUUCACGGGCCUCAGCCUCAUGACGCGGAUCCUCUACACCCUGGUGGACUGGUUUCCUGUCCUCCGGGACCUGGUCAACAUCGGCCUCAAAGCUUUUGCCUUCUGCGUGGCCACCUCGCUGACCCUGCUGACCGUGGCUGCCGGCUGGCUCUUCUACCGGCCCCUCUGGGCCCUCCUCAUCAGCUGCCUGGCCCUGGUGCCCAUCCUCAUCGCCCGCACCCGGGUGCCAGCCAAGAAACUGGAGUGAGGAGGCCGUGGCCCCGCCGACACCCUCGUGGGCUCGGGGCCCGGGUCCCCUCACCUCUGCCCGGCGCUACCCGCACUGUGGGCUCCACUCCCCUGUCCUCUGCCACAGGGCCCUGGAGCCGUGUGCAUGUUGGACUUGGGGUCCUUCUGUGCACAUGUCCCCGCCCCUUGUCUUGCCAGUCUGUCGCUUUGGUGGGCAAAAGCAGCUCAGGGACAGUGACCCCGCGGGCCCUGUCCGGCUUCCUUUCCCCUUCCCUUCCCUUGGGCCUGAGACGAUGUGGAGCAGCUCCACAGAGACCUGGUGACAAAGAGGUCAGCCUGGUCAUUGUCCUUUCUCGUCCCUGAGAACAAAUGCCACGGCCCCCGUCACACCCCCGACCCCAAAGGCAUCCUUCACUGCUAGGCUGCACUGGGUGACCCGGAUGCCGACGAGGCCCGGGGAAGUGGGUGUGCCCCAAACCAGGUCUGCAGACAGGACUCCGCUUGGAACUUCAACGGAAACCACCAAAGAGGUCCAGGGGAAAAUGGACGCUGUUGGGACUGCCAUCUAUUCUGUGGCUUGGGAGAAUCCUCUUAGUGCCCAGACCUGCCACGGUCCAACUUAGGUCUUCCUCUGUUACUUCCCUCCUUCCUGUGUCCCCUCCUGUCCCAACAAGGAGGUGUCUUAAGAUUUAAAAAAAAAAAAACUCCUGGACAAUCAACCUUUCAGACUGUUACAAAAACACCCUGGACUCUGUCAGAUGAGAUUAAUUCAGAGCAAGAAAGGUGUUAAAUUGGGGGGAUGGGGAUUACCUCGGGACACUGGGGAGCUUUUAGAUGCUUUUGAAUUAGUGUUUCAAAACUGCGCUGCCUGGUGCAGGGGUGCGCGCCUGUCAUCCCAGCGGCUCUGGAGGCUGAGGCAGGAGGAUCGAGACUUGGAGGCCAGCCUCAGCAACAGCGAGGCCCUCAGCAAUUCAGUGAGGCCCUGUCUCUAAAUAAAAUACAAAAUAGGGCUGGGGACGGGGCUCAGUGGUCGAGUGCCCCUGAGUUCAAUCCUUGGUACCAAAAAAGAAAAGAAAUCAGUGUUUUUAGCAAAAGAAUUUGUUCUCCCUCUGCAAAGACCUGGGAAGCUCAGCAGGUGGAAGGCAGCAUUUCUUUUCUGAAAAUCCUGACAUCACAAACCACCUGUUCACCUGAAGCCACUCAUGAAAAGGUGGGAAGCCUCAUAGUAAAGGGCUCCUCCACGGUGACCCCAGAGGACACCCGCCUCGGCCUCAGCUGCUGUCCCUGGCCUGCAGCAGUGACUUCUAGCACCCUGUGCCUGCUAGGCUUGGCUCUGCUCAUCCGACUCACCCCACUGGAUCCACGUGACUUCUGACUGUCCCUUUAUGCUGUAUGUCGCAACCUUCGCAUCUUAACAGAGCCUUCGUCCAUCCUUCAUCUUGGUUACAGUGACAGCUGCUCGGUCCUUGCUGGGGGUGGUUGUCUGCAACAGAAUGUCCAGGGGGGGUUUCAGGGUCAGGACUCCUGACCCCAGUGACUCUCCUUGUUCUGAGCUACCCGGGCUGUAAAUCGGGGAUCCAUGUUAAGACAGAGAUGGCACCAGAGGUGACGUGUCUGCAUUUACAACUGAGACAGCGUCACUUCCACUUAGUCCAUGGGCCGACUCCCUUUGUGGACCCUGGAGAAUGCUCUGAAGGUGAGAUGCGUGUAGUUGGCUGAGAGCUAAAUAGGGAAUCCUUGGGGUUUGGCUUGUGCCAUUUCUUUCUUGUGAGUUUUAAACAAACGGCUUUAGGAUGGUUCCUAAAUAGCAAAACAAUGUUAAAAUAAUUGGGAAGCUUUGGAAAAACACCAUGGAAUUUGUAUUAUCUUUGUAUUUUUGAUAAAAUUUGUGAAAUAAAUGUCUGAAUCUUUUGCUGUUACCCUA